GAGGCUCUAGCUGGCAGCAGGAUUCCUGACAUCAGUGUUGCUCUCUGGCUGCCUGCUGUCUCGAGCCAUGGCUACACAGCUGGUUGUAACUCUGCUGGCUCUCACCUCCCUGGGUGCUGCAUCUGAACUGGACUGUAAAGAGCUCGUUAAGCCUCUGGUGCUGGACAGCCACAGUCCUAUCUAUGGAAAAUGGGUGCUGCACGUUGGCACUUGGGACAACCUCGGCCUGAAGGCUGACCUUGUCUCUGUGAACAGCUCCUGGGUGGAAAUGUCCCCUUCCUCACACAGUGAAGUCAUUACAAUCUACUGGGCUGACCGCCUAAAUGGAGAUAAAUGCCUUAGCGGGAUAGCAAAUGCCACGGUGUCUGGAAUGACCAGUCACAGUACUUAUAUCAUCAAUGGUCACACUUCCUAUCACGAUGGGAAGUAUUAUGAGACCUGCAGUGACUGUCUGCUGUCCGAAGACACCACUCUUCUCCCUGAUGGCAAAUCAAAGGGACGAUACUUAUUCCUGUUUACACGGACUGGCACACUGGAGCCAUCAGAGUUGGAGACCUUCAAGAAGCAGGCAGAAUGUCUUAAAUUCCUUCCAGAAUAUCACUUUGUAGGCACAGAUCUGUGUCCAGAUCACAGGGAAACUUCUUCACCUGCAGUCAGUUCAGACGAUGACACUGAGGUUGAGCCAACUGUAGAGUAGACAUGUGACAGCCCUGUGAAGAGUUUCCACAAACCCACAAGUCCUGUUUAACAUGCACUAAAUUAUGUUGUAAAGUAAUAUGUUUUGGAAUGGAAUAGCAUUUUACUGGUUUAUGCAUCAACAUAAUCAUAUAUUAAGGCAACACUGUAGUUUAGCAUGUAAUCCUAAAUCUGAAGUCCACACCUCAUGAAAAUCAGUAUAGUAGUACUAACCUCUGCUGCAUGUGUGUGUGUGUGUGUGGUAAAUAAAGUUUUUAAUCUCCCUCA
Messenger RNA from Melanotaenia boesemani (Boeseman's rainbowfish), 963 nucleotides. RefSeq lists its product as uncharacterized. Bases 68 to 697 code for a protein of 209 amino acids. NCBI's taxonomy places the organism in Eukaryota, Metazoa, Chordata, Actinopteri, Atheriniformes, Melanotaeniidae. The record is from RefSeq and is a predicted model, not a curated record. The transcript is spliced from 6 exons.